AUUUAGUGCCGUGGCUUGUCUUUUGGACUCAGGCUUGCAGUGAGGGCAGGCAGUUAAUUAGGAGCACGUUAAGUGUACGCUUGCACGCGCUAUCUAGCAAUGAAAGCCCUCAUUAAAGACGGCGUGGUGUACUCACCGCACCCUAGCGUAGCGAUACCCUUGUGCUCCGCGUACACGGUCAUCAAGGAUGUUCUUGCAAAAUACCCGGAUGGACUGGCAUUGGUCGACGGUGUUGAGCGGCUGACACGGCGGGAGCUCUUCUUGCGAAUUCAACGCUACGCCGCAGGCUUCCAGCAGCAUGGCGUCUCAGCGGGUGACCGUGUUUGUGUUCACUUGAGCAACAGUCUGGACAACGUGGCUGCCAUGUACGGCUGCAUAUUUGCCGGCGCCUGCUUGGUUCUUGCCAAGACAUCACUGACCGAAGGGGAGCUACGUUACCAGAUGGAAGACAGCGACAGCACGCACGUUCUAUCAGAUGUCCAGUUCGCAAACAAAGUGAAGAAGGCAGCAGCGUCUCUAGCUCUCAAGGGCAUGUUCACGAUGGGCGAAGCUGAGGGGUUCGUGUCAGCGGCACCCUUGAAAGACACGGACGCAGGCACCUUCCAGGAAUGUCCUGUUGGAGACCCUAAGAACACCGUGCUGGGUAUCAUGUACACGUCCGGAACGACAGGACUCCCGAAAGGAGUGGAGUUUACGCACUACGGCUUCGUGGCCAACCACUGCAUAACCAAGCCGUGUGCCACGCAUGACGAGACUGACGUCGCCUUACUCCCUGCGCCCAUCACUCAUGGAUCCGGCUUCUUGUGGUCCAUGAUGACGGUGCUGGACGGAGCGGUCUGCGUACUCACGUCCCCAAGACUCACACUGCCAGAGUUGGCCGACAUCGUCAACAAGAACAAGGUGACCGCCGCCUUUUUCUUCUCCUCUUUCCUGCACAUGUUGUGCGAAGGGAUGCUUCGCACCGGUCUGCAGCUCCCCACCAUCCGACGAUUGGGCGUAGGAGGUGGAAACCUGACCCAGACCACGUACGACUCGGCCUUCAAGGCAUUUGGCAAUCUCCAGUGCCUAGUAAACAUGUACGGCAUGACCGAGAGUGGCGGCCUUGUCUUGUCGCCAACUAAGAGCCACGCCAAGGGCAUAGACCUCGGAUAUCCCGCCUGCAUGACCGAGGUCAAAGUAGUGGACCUCCUGUCCCGUAAGAAGCUCGGUCCCAACGAGACGGGAGAAAUAUGCUUCCGCAUUCCCACUGUUAUGCGUAGCUACUACAAACGGCCCAAAGAGACCGCCGAGUUCUUCGAAGGCGACGGGUGGUGCAAGUCCGGGGACGCCGGAUACUAUGACGAAAACGGCCGCUUUUACUUCGUGCAGCGGAUUAAGGAGAUGAUCAAGUGCAUGGAUAAUCAGGUCGUACCCGCUGAGCUUGAGGGACUGCUCCUGCAUAAGCAUUCUGAAGACAUCGUCGAAGUGACGGUGGUUGGACUCGAACACGAGGAAUAUGGAGAGGCGCCCGCGGCCGCCGUCGUGGCUAAGAAACCGGGUGACGAAGAUGGACUCCGGCUGCUUGCUGAAAGAAUCAAGAAAACGAUCGCAGAAAACCUCGCCGUGCACAAGCACCUUUACGGUGGCGUGUUCUUCUUCGAGUCGCUACCGAAAACUGAGACGUCCAAGGUGAACCGUUCUGCGCUCGCCAAGCUCUGUGCUACAACAACGCCACUGUGAAGAGCAAUAUUGACGUUUCCAGCAGACGGAUCACCUCACUGAAACACUUGACCUGAUAGCGAAAAAUGAUGCCUGGAAAAUCAUCAUGUAUUGUUUGAACUCGGCAUGAUUAAACCUAGGAAUAA
Messenger RNA from Rhipicephalus sanguineus (brown dog tick), 1844 nucleotides. RefSeq lists its product as uncharacterized. The transcript has 9 exons. The record is from RefSeq and is a predicted model, not a curated record. Gene Ontology annotation, molecular function: CoA-ligase activity. Bases 100 to 1719 code for a protein of 539 amino acids. NCBI's taxonomy places the organism in Eukaryota, Metazoa, Arthropoda, Arachnida, Ixodida, Ixodidae.